GCGAAAGAUAAGGCACGCAGAUUGACGAAGGAGGAAGAAACAAAGGAUAAGCGAAGGUGGAUGCGCUGGUCUAACGUAGCUGCGCAGAAGUCUUUACAGAUAAGUGACUACGCGGGUAGCUAUGUAAACGCUGGUGCAGCUAAACUCGGUACAGAGAGAUUCUGGCCAACUUCUGGGGACAUGCCACUAGAAAUCGAUAAGGCGGAGAGAAUUAUACGUGCGUUUACCACCGAAGGUAUUGCAAUAGACGAGCCAGUUGGCGAAGAAGGUAAACAAGGUCGCCGUAGAGUAUUUAGGAAGAUUGCUCCGAAUGUCCUCGCUGGUGCUAAGGGAAUCGCAGUUUUCACAGCUAUGAGAUCCGGUAUUAUGCCUUUUUCAGGUAGCGGUGGAAGUGGUAUCGUUAUCGCUAGACUUCCAGAUGGAUCUUGGUCUGCACCUUCGUGUAUAUGUCCUAAUAACACGUCAGUUGGUAUGAUGUUUGGACUUGACGUAUACGACGUUGUUCUCGUCUUGAGAUCCCAGAAAGCUGUAGAUGGUUUCAAGGGUAUGGCAAAUCUAACUCUAGGAGCUGAGAUCGGUAUAGCUGCUGGUCCAGUAGGAGCGGGCGCUUCUGUUGAAUCAGGAAUAGACAAGACACCAAUUUGGUCUUACGUACGAAGUAAGGGUUUCUACGUCGGUUCGGAAUUGAUUGGGCAAGUAUUUAUAGAUAGAUUUGACGAAAAUGAAAGGUUUUACUACUGGCCUGGUCUCAAAUCUGGUCAAAUUUUGGCUGGUAAAGUACGACCACCAUUAGAAGGGGCUCAAUUAUAUAGAACAUUACAUGAAGCAGAGACAGGAAUAGCACAAGGACAAUCGCUAGAAUAUGAAGCGACGAUACCCGAUGAUGUGUUAACAGAUUUAGACUUGAACGAAAAUGAGACACUUAGACUGCCACCUACUCCAGAGCAACUAGACAAAUUCGAAAAGCAAGGCUACAAAGACGAGCACGAUGUUGAAUUUGAGAGAAGAGAGCGCGAAGAGAUAAUGGCGCUUCCUGCUCCUCCGCGUCACCCAGCGAUUGUUAACUUCCUCGCACGUAAGGAAAUGGGAUUAGGCUUGACGGAUGUGAACGAGGAGGAAGAUGAGGAAGAAAAAGAAGAAGGUGCAGAGAAGGAGGUCUUUGAUGCUGAUGACGCGAUUUCGAAGGAAGACUUGUUGUUGAAGUUGAGAGAGGAGGAGCUGAAUGCAGAACUGGAGGCCUUGGAAGUUGCGUCAGAGCCUGAUAUGUCAACUGAAGCGAACAGAAAUGAUGUAGGAAUGCCACCGCCACUGCCACCUCGUAGACAUUUCAACAGGCCUCAGCUUCCAUCUCGCGCAGCGAGAUCGUCGCUGCCUGUGAUAUCGAACAGCGAGUCGAUGACAGCACCAGAAUCACCACCGCCUAACUAUAAAUCUGUGGAGCCAAACGAAGAUGUUAAGAAGACACUCGCUCUGGAUGUCGAGAAGGCAGGGCAGAAGACAUCCGAGGAGUCGCCGAAGGAAGAGUUUUUCGACGUCGCAGAUAAUGAACUAGGCGUCGCCCAUUAAUAGAAUUGUAAUAAAUAAAUGUAUUUCCU
This is a messenger RNA of Wallemia mellicola CBS 633.66, 1595 nucleotides long. RefSeq names its product DUF500-domain-containing protein. The transcript is spliced from 9 exons. Gene Ontology annotation, molecular function: phosphatidylinositol binding. The coding region runs from base 61 to 1566 and encodes 501 amino acids. Lineage: Eukaryota; Fungi; Basidiomycota; Wallemiomycetes; Wallemiales; Wallemiaceae. The record is from RefSeq and is a predicted model, not a curated record.